GCACACGUGUCUGCGGGUAUUCCCGCAUGGAUGCGUGAUUAAAGAGUUAAAAACACAGUUCAAUUAGCGCACCGUCUUCUAGGUCCAGGCGCAGACAACUCCAACAUCUUCAGGAAUCAUGUUCAAUAUUCAAUUGUUACUGGCCUUGAUCACAUUGACGCCUUUUCUUCAGGCUCAGGAUGAUUCCCAUAUAGACCUCUAUUACAAGGCAAUAAGACUGGAACACUUUGUGACUACACUUAAGAAAGAAACUCGUGUCCCUGAUGUGAUGGUCAAAGCUUCCUACAUCUUUAUGGAUUUUUCAUCUUUUAAUAAAUACAGUCAGGUGUACAUUGACGAAAUUUUAGAACGAAACGAAAUAGAAGUCUCUUUGGACAACUUAACUAAGAGAAUACAAAACCAGUUCUAUAUUUUGACGACGCUUUCAGCAAAUCUGAACAAAAUUCUUGUUCGCAGAAGUCAAGACCUGAACUACGUAACGUUGGCAUCAACACUAAUGGCAUCAUCAGCAAUCCUUGACACCGUGAUGACCCUUGGCCUUUUAUUAGGUCACCUAGAAGACAAGAACGCGACAAUAUCCUACAGCCAGGAGAAUGGUUUCCUACAGGGCGAAAUGGUCGGCUCAGAUCCGUGUCGGGGGGAUAUGUGUGUCCCUUGUCUCGGUCUGCAGUGCAAGAAGCCAGAUAGCUAGACUGAUAAGUACGCGGAGGUCUAGAGUUCAAAUCUGUAUCAGAGAUUUAAUUUGGAUGGAAAUUAAAUGUUGGUCGUCUCAAUC
Molecule: messenger RNA, 775 nt
Organism: Biomphalaria glabrata
Lineage: Eukaryota; Metazoa; Mollusca; Gastropoda; Planorbidae
Exons: 8
Coding region: 119-691 (190 amino acids)
Source: RefSeq, a predicted model, not a curated record